AUGAUAUCUAUUUAUAAGAUUUCCAUUAUAGAUUUUCAUAGUUUCUCUGUUGGCAAACAAUUGAGUAUUCUCCCGACCGGAUUCCUUUGGACCCACUCAUGGACGAGGAAACUUUUGACACAGGAGUCCGUAUCAAAGAAGAGCCUAGCAAAGGCAUCACCGAAGAUAUAUUUGCAAGUUAAGGAAGAAUCGUAUGAUUAUGAAGAUGAAGCAGGGGAUGACAUGAGCAAAGUGGAAGAGAAACAUGAAUUUCUUUCCAUUAAGGAUCCUCAAAGCUUUAGACGUGAAGGAAAUGAAAAAGACUCACGCGAUGUUGAGGACUGCAACACCUUGGCUGAAGAAAAGAUGAAAAAAUGCUCAUCAGAGGAGGAUCAGACAAAAUGUAAAGAAAGUCAUACAGAGGUUACACACAGAAAAGCAGCAAGGAAAGUGAGGCGUUUUUUAUGUGAAGUGUGUGGCAAGACAUUCUGUAAUAAGACAGAUAUAAAGAUUCAUAUGAGAGUACACACAAAGGAGAAGCCAUACAGUUGUGAUAUUUGUAACAAAGCUUUCGCAACAAAGAGCUGCUAUGUGCUUCACAUAAGAGUACACACAAAAGAGAAGCCAUACAAGUGUGAAUUCUGCAGCAAAGCUUUCUCACGGACAAGUGACCAAGUCAGACACAAAAGAAUACACACAAAGGAAAAGCCGUACAGCUGUAUUAUUUGCAACCAAGCCUUCACACAGAAAAGUGCUCUAGUUAAGCACAUGAGAACACAUACAAAUGAGAAACCUUACAGCUGUGAGAUUUGCAAUAAAGACUUCGCAGAUAAAUCUCACUUAAACCAACACAUGAGAGUACAUACAAAGGAAAAGCCAUACAUUUGUGAGAUUUGCGAUAAGGCUUUUGCACAGCAUAGUUCCCGAGUGAUGCACAUGAGAGUACAUACAGAGGAGAAGCCAUACGUCUGUCAGGUUUGCAAUAAAGCCUUCUCACGGAAUAGUUCCCGAGUGAGACACAUGGAAGUACAUACAAACGAGAAGCCAUACAUUUGUGAGAUUUGCGAUAAGGCAUUUGCACAGAAUAGAUCCCGAGUGAUGCACAUGAAAACACAUACAAACGAGAAGCCAUACGUCUGUCAGGUUUGCAAUAAAGCCUUCUCACGGAAUAGUUCCCGAGUGAGACACAUGGAAGUACAUACAAACGAGAAGCCAUACAUUUGCAAUAUUUGCAACAAGGCAUUUGCACACGACUGUUCCCGAGUGAGACACAUGAAGGUACAUACGAAGGAGAAACAGCUGUGACAUUUGCAACAGAGCUCUCUCACAGAAAAUUUAUUCAGUAAAGCACAUUCGAAUACAUAGAAAGAAGACACAAUACAGUCAUUGAUGUUGAGGUCAUCAGAUGAUUGCAAGUGUUGCAACUUCUAUCGUGAUUUUGUUAUUACAAUUACAGGAAGAAACGUCAUGCACUUCAUGUGAAAUACGAUAUAAGAUCUGAAUUAACGGGUGAAUGGAAGUGGAUCCAAGAAAAGAAUUUUGAUACACGCAUAAACACAAACAUAUUUGCUUCUAUGUAUCUAUUUAUUGGGACUGAGACCCGAAAUAGGGGAUUGCCCUACCUCAGGCCUCAGCCCUCGCCUCAACCAAUUUUGCAUGAUCUCUUCUUUUACUUCUUCCUUUUCCUAGUCUUCCCCAACUCCAUCCCCCGUCCAAUUCCUUAGGUGUGAGAGUCGUGAGGACGAAAGGCUGACUUUGAGCCAGUCAUGAACAGCCUCAGAAAGCCACAGGCGCUGUAUUCCCUUGGUUAAAUGUCUAUUCCUUACUUCUCGUGAGGGCUGUUGUGUGCUGUGCUGGCGCAGCGGUAAGG
Molecule: messenger RNA, 1849 nt
Organism: Penaeus vannamei (Pacific white shrimp)
Lineage: Eukaryota; Metazoa; Arthropoda; Malacostraca; Decapoda; Penaeidae
Source: RefSeq, a predicted model, not a curated record